CAUGGGGGUGUGUGUGUUUAAAGAAUGGGAGGAGGACAGAGAUCCACCGUCCCCCUGCAAACACUCGGUCCUGUUUGGAGUUCAUUAUUCGGCGCCUCACCUCAGUAGCAGCUGAAGGUUAAAGCAGCAGCGGAAGAUCUUUGUAGGGGAGCAAACAAUGGAGUUCUGGCUGGAAAAUCAGGGUCAGUCGCAGCUUUACUCCAGGUUUGGGACUCUUCCUGGGAGAAGCUGUUCACACAACUAUCAUGACCGACACCAGGCAACCUAUAACACAGUGUACUCAGGAGAGCAGCAGAGUCUGGGAAGGGAGUCCAGUAACUGGACAGUACCAGGAUCGAGAGCAGGAAGAGCUCUACAGGAAUACUGGACAGAGUCAGAGCUGCCCAGCUCUUCUUCUGCUUGUUUCCCUUUUACUUUACACCAUAACGAUCAGCGCCACCGGGACCUUGGUGAGUAUCGGCAACGUAACCCCAGAGAGAGAGAGUUGGUGUCUCCAGGAGCUAUGAAGGACUAUGACAGAGGCUUUCUGAGGGAUCCAUGGAUGAAGAGGUGGGAUCAGAGUCAACAUUCCCAUUACAACAGAGAUGUGUCCACAAAGAGGAAUGACAGCAGCUAUCGGGAGCUGGAGGCUUGGGCGGCUCGGUACAGUCACUCGCUGCCCAGGAGGAGACGUUUAGAAGCAGAGUUAAGAGAGGCAGUCCAAGGCCUGUCAGAGAGCAACCGGGCUCCAGAGAGAGAAAAAGCGGAAACAAAUUCUAGAUUUCAUCUACAACAUAGCCAACUAAAUGCAAACUGUAGACAUUCUGGGCUGUGGGACAAAAUAGAACAUCCUAAUACAGGCACAAACCCCAUGAAUGAAAAGAGUGAUUACCAACCUAGGGUUUUCAGCAAACCUCCUGGAUAUGUUGGACCUCCCUCCUACAGCAGGCCGCACAAAAGUCCUCCUGUGACACAAAACUGUGACAUUGGCUGGCAGCAUGUUGGUAAUAACCAAGCUAACUGGUCACAGCCAAUAUAUGGAAAGCAGGAUGUUCCAGUGGACUUGCAAACCAAGAGGCAUGUGGAGAAAGAUCUAAGCAAUGCAUGCCCUGAACUAAAGCAGCAGAGGUCUAGUAAACAUAAGGGAGAUGCUUCAAAGGCAGACAGGCCCACUGAUGCACAGAAACCCGAAGAAUUAUUAGCUCAACAAACGCAAGCAGCUAAUGUUUCAAAUAAAGAGAAGGAGGACAUUUGUAAGGUCAUAGAAGGAAGGAAGUUCAGACUAAAGAAAAAGACAGGAGGGAUGACCAUAUUCUGCCUGGUUUCUCGAAUAGUUAGCCCCUCUGAAACCAAGUCUUUACCAGUCUGCCCCUCCCAAACUAGCCCCCAAGUCACAGAAACAGGGGGGCUUUCAAAAGACACACAGGAUAACAAGCAAGUGAAGGAGCUUGUUGAUGAUGUGGACUCCAGAGCACAGGCAUCAGAAGAGCAGUCAGAUAAAAAGACACUUGGAUUUGGAAAAAAGAUGAUCCCUGAAGAAGACCCGUCAAGUACCGCAAAAGGUGUACUCGAAAAACCUGUAUUUGAAAGAAGUGAAUCUUUGUCUGUGCAGCCUUUGUUGACCAAAUACCCUUUAUGGAGGGAGCCUAGUUCCAGUAACAAGACUGACACUGAGAGCUCCAACACAACCUGCUUGAAAGACACAAAAGGAAGCAUGUUAAACCAAGAUGGAGGUGAAGAUCUGAGAAGCCACUCAGCGGACGACGAAGAGAAGAAUCUGCAAAUUAAGGACAACGCUGAGGACAUGAAAGGUCUGUUCGUAAUAGACACCAGCUGUGUUGUUGUCAAAGUAGAGAUGAUCCCUUCACCAAAGAAGGAGCAAGUUCACUAUCUAGGCUCCACAGCAAACAAUGAAAGCUGCUCUAAGCUUUAUCAAGAUGUUACAACCCGCCCAAGUGAGGAGGCAUUGAGAAGAAAUGAAGACCCUGAAGCUGAUCUACACUCAACACCAAUGAACAAACUGGAAUACAAAGAGACUGAUGUACCCCAGUUGACCUCUCUUUCUGAAAAGGAAACACUGGCAGAGCGAGCAGAAAGAAUCCUUGGAAUACCUCUGCAUGACGCUGACAUCAAACAGAAAAGUGAGGAUUAUGAACCACUGUGUGAAGAGGAGGAGGAGGCUGAACCACAUCCUGCUGAGGACAUGCUAGAGGAUGUGGCAGAGCAGGUAGAGGUUCCCCGAGUGGAGAAAGAUGGAGAUGAGAUUGGAAAUCAGCUAACAAAUGAUGGUGGUAAAGAUUUUACAGACGUUCAAAACCUAGUCACUCAAGAUGAUGACACUGAGUCCCUCCUCAAAACAGACGACACUUUAACCCAAACUGAGCUUAAGAAAGACGAUAGGGAUGAAUCCACCUGUGGAGAAAGUAAAAAGGAAGAGCAUAAUGUUGAUCUCUAUAGUUCCUCUUCGGUUCCCCAGAAUUUAUUAGACCCAGGCAUACAGGACGGUUCAGCUUUAGACCUAACUCCUCACCCUGACACCCCCUCUCCUCCUCUUUUUCCUAAAACACCCGAUUCCUUUUUGAGCUCCUUUCCCAGUGAAGACCAUCUCCCAAGCCCUCCCCGUCUUGAAGAAAUAUUUCUUGCAGAUGAUGAGGAGCUGUAUGUGGAGACUAAAGAUGAUGAAAUGUUGCAUUUGGCUGAAAGUGAGCUCAACAAGUCCUUGGUUACAGAAAUAGAGGGUGUCUUGCCACAUGAAGACAAUAACUGUCAACAGUGGGAUGAUGUUCCUUGCAUUUCUGAAAAGCAAGAAACAGAUGAAGGUGAUUGCUCUACAAAUGAAACUAGGUAUGAAGACCCCAACAUCUUGGCUCAGCUACUUACUUGCGUCCAAAUUGAAGGAGCCACUUCUGCAAAAGGGGAGCAAGAUCACCAAUUAGAAGAAAGCAUUCUACCUGAUCCUUCAGUUCAAAUGGGUCAGAAGGAAAAUGCAAGAAGUUGUAAAACAGAAGAGGUUGGGUUUGAUGUGGAGGGGGGUGUUUUUAGGGAGAAAGAAAAAGACGAGACUCUGGAGCAAUCCCAAAUAAAUCCAGGUCCGAUCGCAAGUCUCUCGGAACAAAGACAAAGCAGUGAGAGAAACAAAUCCACCCAGACUCAGCCACAGGCGGACACUUUGCAAAACGUUGAUCCCCAACGGGAAUUUAUCGACAAUUGCCCUCCUUCACCUUCAAGCAGUGAGGUCCUAAACAAUCACUUAAUUGCUGAUGAUUUGCCAGGUAGAGACCAUGUUCCCCUCUUAGAAACUGUCUCUCCUCUGAAUAUUGUCACUGCUGCUCCAGACAAGGAAAAUUCCUCUGAUCCCUUUUAUAUACAAUCGUUUGAAGAAUCCAGUCAGUUGACAAUUGUUCCUCCCCAUGAAGAUGAUGUCUCCCCAGAGUUCUCUCCAACUGCUGCCCACAAGACAGGAUCUCAGUACUCAAAGUCCCUGCUGGAAGUGGUUAAUCGUAUCAGGAAGCACACAGCGCCUGAUUCGGAGAGCGAAGAGGAGGAAGUGAGUGAGAGGUCGGAUGCGAGUUGUCUAGACAUGGUCGCUGACCUAGAGUCUGAGGAGAACUUUGAUGAGCUUUUAAAGGACAGUGCUGAGACAAGGCAGGGCGACCAGGAUCACAAAGAAUCAGAGGAACAUGCGGAUGAAGAUGCUAUGUCCUGCAGUAGCACCAGUCAUGUCCUUGAAAAUACUGUCACCGUAGUGGACAUAGAAACAAGACACUCCAGCGAGGUGGAUAAAGAGAAAGAGGAGUCUGACACGGCUGAAGGGGAGGUAAGAUGUUCCAGCAAUGAAAAGGGGGAAUCCCAGUUUAAAGGAAGUAAAGAUGAAGAUCUAACUAUUGGUGGUUCUAGUGAGCACAUUCCAGUGGAGGUAGAUGAAGAUGCUACUGAGGUAUUAACCCAUUAAUUAUUACAUCCCGCCUGCAGGGCGUAUGUGCAGCCUUAUACUCCACCAAUAGGGCUACUGUCUGCAUUAACAUGAUUUUAUGUGGUAGGCUAGACCCUCCCAAUGGUUAAAGAACAGCAGCUGAUUUCAUUUAUAUGUAUUCUCCGAUUUAAAAAUGUUUUUUUUUUAUGGUUUUGGUGUGGCCAUUUAACAGGAUAAAUCAAAGUAAGACAGCUAACAGUGCUUUGCUGAAGUAUUUACCACCCCCCCAUCAGAGGUCACAUCACUAGUAAAUAGAAUCCAUAAGUGCCUUGGUAUAAAUGCAGCUGUUCUUUGCACAAACGGCCUCAUGAAGAUAAGGAAACACAGCAAACAGGUCCAGGAGUAAGCUGUGGAGAUGUUUUAAGCUAGAGUGGGUUAUAAAAACAACAUGCUGAACCACAGGUUCUUAGAAAAGGCAAAAAAACAAAAAAAAAAAAACGGCUAAAUGACUGCUCUUCACCUGCAGGCUGGAUAAAUUCUGCAUUAAUAAGAGAGGCAGCCUGAAACUGCAGAGAUCCACAGUUCUGUUUGUAGAUUUUGUUGACCAGAAAGCCAAUUUCAAAGGAAGAGCUACAAGAGUUACACGCACUGUAGAAUGAAAACAUGAAAAACUUUAAGGGGACUUACAAAGCACUGCUUGCAGUAUGUAUCAGUAGAUUUGAUUGCUGAGUAAAAACACAGGCAUGUUUGCAGUGGUUUCAGUGUGUGGAGGUUUAUUCAGCUAGAGAACAGCUGUUGGUGAUGCAGGUUAAAAUUAAUUUUCUUGUACUAAAGUCCCUGUCACACAUUGACAAUUUAGAUC
Molecule: messenger RNA, 4754 nt
Organism: Cyprinodon variegatus (sheepshead minnow)
Lineage: Eukaryota; Metazoa; Chordata; Actinopteri; Cyprinodontiformes; Cyprinodontidae
Exons: 3
Coding region: 158-3931 (1257 amino acids)
Source: RefSeq, a predicted model, not a curated record